AGGCAGGGUUCAACCAUAGACCAACUGUAGAGGGCUAGAGGCAGGGUUCAACCAUAGACCAACUGUAGAGGGCUAGAGGCAGGGUUCAACCAUAGACCAACUGUAGAGGGCUAGAGGCAGGGUUCAACCAUAGACCAACUGUAGAGGGCUAGAGGCAGGGUUCAACCAUAGACCAACUGUAGAGCCUCAAGAGGUGCUGAAUGCUUCAUACUGUAAAGUGUUGUUCCAGGCCUGUAGGAUGGUGAAGAAAACUCAUCUUCCUGGACAUUGAUCAUGUAAAGGAUUGUAAUCACAGAGGUUAAAGUUCAGCGUGUCAAUGUUAGAAAACAAACCACAUGUUGUGUACCGUUUUCAGAUUUUAUUUCAACAGUCAACAUACAUCUACUGCUUAUCAGCUUCAUCCAAAUGCCCACAUUGUCUGUUGUAAAACUAGCUAUAUUCUGACACAGCAACAACAACCCCAUAACAGGCCUUCUAUCUCUCACACACGUCCACACACUGUGGGAGCUGAACCUGUCUCAGGUCUGGACCACUGGUCUCAGGUCAGGGUUCAGGUCUGGGUCAGGACCACUGGUCUCAGGUCAGGGUUCAGGUCUGGGUCAGGACCACUGGUAAUCAGGUCAGGGUUCAGGUCUGGGUCAGGACCACUGGUAAUCAGGUCAGGGUUCAGGUCUGGGUCAGGACCACUGGUCUCAGGUCAGGGUUCAGGUCUGGGUCAGGACCACUGGUCUCAGGUCAGGGUUCAGGUCUGGGUCAGGACCACUGGUCUCAGGUCAGGGUUCAGGUCUGGGUCAGGACCACUGGUCUCAGGUCAGGGUUCAGGUCUGGGUCAGGACCACUGGUCUCAGGUCAGGGUCAGGACCACUGGUCUCAGGUCAGGGUUCAGGUCUGGGUCAGGACCACUGGUCUCAGGUCAGGGUUCAGGUCUGGGUCAGGACCACUGGUCUCAGGUCAGGGUUCAGGUCUGGGUCAGGACCACUGGUCUCAGGUCAGGGUUCAGGUCAGGGUCAGGACCACUGGUCUCAGGUCAGGGUUCAUGUCAGGGUCAGGACCACUGGUCUCAGGUCAGGGUUCAGGUCAGGGUCAGGACCACUGGUCUCAGGUCAGGGUUCAGGUCUGGGUCAGGACCACUGGUAUCAGGUCAGGGUUCAGGUCUGGGUCAGGACCACUGGGUUCAGGUCAGGUCAGGACCACUGGUCUCGGGACAAGGUUCAGGUCUGGGUCAGGACCACUGGUAUCAGGUCAGGGUUCAGGUCUGGGUCAGGACCACUGGUCUCAGGUCAGGGUCAGGACCACUGGUCUCAGGACAAGGUUCAGGUCAGGGUCAGGACCACUGGUCUCAGGUCAGGGUUCAGGUCUGGGUCAGGACCACUGGUCUCAGGUCAGGGUCAGGACCACUGGUCUCAGGUCUGGGUCAGGACCACUGGUAUCAGGUCAGGGUUCAUGUCAGGGUCAGGACCACUGGUCUCAGGACAAGGUUCAGGUCUGGGUCAGGACCACUGGUCUCAGGUCAGGGUUCAGGUCUGGGUCAGGACCACUGGUCUCAGGUCAGGGUUCAGGUCUGGGUCAGGACCACUGGUCUCAGGUCAGGGUCAGGACCACUGGUCUCAGGACAAGGUUCAGGUCAGGGUCAGGACCACUGGUCUCAGGUCAGGGUUCAGGUCUGGGUCAGGACCACUGGUCUCAGGACAAGGUUCAGGUCUGGUUCAGGACCACUGGUCUCAGGUCAGGGUUCAGGUCUGGGUCAGGACCACUGGUCUCAGGUCAGGGUUCAGGUCAGGGAUGGGACCACUGGUCUCAGGUCAGGGUUCAGGUCUGGGUCAGGGCCACUGGUCUCAGGUCAGGGAUGGGACCACUGACCUCAGGACAAGGUUCAGGUCUGGGAUGGGACCACUGGUCUCAGGUCAGGGUUCAGGUCUGGGUCAGGCCACUGGUCUCAGGUCAGAAAUUAUUCAAAGCCUUUACCACAGGUAUCAGUCAUUACAUCAUUCCUUUACCACAGGUAUCAGACAUUACAUCAUUCCUUUACCACAGGUAUCAGUCAUUACAUCAUUCCUUUACCACAGGUAUCAGUCAUUACAUCAUUCCUUUACCACAGGUAUCAGUCAU
Messenger RNA from Oncorhynchus keta (chum salmon), 2109 nucleotides. Its product is annotated as hornerin-like. The coding region runs from base 336 to 1859 and encodes 507 amino acids. The record is from RefSeq and is a predicted model, not a curated record. NCBI's taxonomy places the organism in Eukaryota, Metazoa, Chordata, Actinopteri, Salmoniformes, Salmonidae. The transcript is spliced from 7 exons.